GCAUUGAUUGUAUUGAAUAUACUUUAAUACACUGUAUAUGACAUAUCGAAACAUCACAUCACAGACACAGACAGACAAACACAUACAUCGCUGACUUCAACCACAAGAAGUAUUAACCAAAUAAACUAAACAACAAAACAAUCGCCAAAAUUAAACUCAAAGACAAGUGAUUAAUUGAUCCAUUAAUUGAUUGAUAGCCAUGUAUUCGGUAUCCAAAGAACAUAAGGGAAAUAAAAUCUUCGCCAAAACGAGAAGAGGUAUACCACAAAAGUUGGACAAUUUAGACAACAAUUCACGCGACAACACCAACAAUGGCUUCCGUAAAGACAUGAACGGUCUUCAUAUGAAUGAUUGUCUUAGUCAAACGCCAAGUCCGCGGCCAGUAUUUCAUAUGAACGGCCGCAAGACAUACCAUCAGAGAAAUAGUAACGAAAGUAUUAGUGCUCAGCACUGGGAGAUGAUUCAGUACAUACAUGAAAGUUGGAAAUGUGUUAAAAGAGAUUUGGAGUCAAGUCUUAGACAUUCAAUGGUUGGUGGAAGUGGUGGCGGCGGCGACCAUAGCAAGAGCUCAAGCAUGAAACCAGUGCCUCAAAUAUCUUAUUACAAGCUCGACAAGUCAUCUCAUAUUCCAAAGUUUGAACCCUUUGAUCUCGAGACCUUUUGGGGACAAAGACUUUUCCAAAAUAUAACUCAAUCCACUUAAAUAUUGCCAACAUUUUUGUCUGUCUCUCUUUGCGUGUGUGGUGUGUGUGUGUGUAUGUUAGUGGUGUCUGAUUGUUGUCGUCGCGACAUAAUUAUAAGAUCAUCAGUGGAUACUUCUUGGAGACUCAAUUCAGACUUCAAUGUGUUCUGAAAAUUAGUUUUUUGAAAUUUUUAUUUUUUUUGUUUGUUUAGUUUUUUUGGAUGAAUUCCUCUAAUUCUCUCUCUCUCUCUCUCUCUCUCUCUCUCUCUCUCUCUCUC
Oppia nitens is the source of this 960-nucleotide messenger RNA. RefSeq lists its product as uncharacterized. The transcript is spliced from 6 exons. The record is from RefSeq and is a predicted model, not a curated record. The coding region runs from base 200 to 703 and encodes 167 amino acids. NCBI's taxonomy places the organism in Eukaryota, Metazoa, Arthropoda, Arachnida, Sarcoptiformes, Oppiidae.